GCGCUACUGAGCAGACUCAAUCUAGUUAGUUAGCCAUGGCGGCGACAGGAGGAGGGAAAAUCAGAUCAAGAAGAUAUCACAUCGCUUCAAAACCUUACGCCAAAGGCAAACAGCAGCAGCCUGGCCUUAUCAGUCGAGUUACCGAUACAGUGAAGAGCAUCGUACCCUCCUGGCUGCAGAAAUACUUCAAAAAUGAAGUCGUUGAGGGUGAAACGUCUCCAGUUGGUGUGGAGCGGAAUAGCGUGGCUCCUCCCCCCAAUGGCAAUGAUGAGACUCCCCCACUCCCAGAUGGACGAGACUCUCCAGAGCCGAGCACAAGUUACACAGAACCAUCUACAAGCAAAGCAUCACUGAAUUUCCAUGAUGCCCUGUCAAGACCCCCACUCAAUCGAACCCACCUGCACUUUCCUUCUCUGGAUGGCUCCCCCGCACUAGGGGGUGGCACCAGUUCCCUCUUCUCCCAGCCCUCCACAUCCACAGCACCCUUCUCAGGGAGCCAUUUCGCUGUUACCUCCAACUUCUCCCUGGUGAAAGAGAUCAAGGAUACAAGCUCUCAGCACGAGGAUGACAACAUCUCAACCACCAGUGGUUUUUCGUCACGUGCAUCAGACAAAGAUGUUCCCACGUCAAAGACUGUGCCACAGCUCUGGUCUCCAGAGACUGAACGCACCCAUCCUGGAUUGCAGCCGGCUCACUCUGGACUUAAGAGACCAGCCUUCAACUUGUCAGUCUUUGGCACGUCCUCAUCAUCAGUGUUAAACAGUUCAGUACUGAACUCCAGUCAGUUGGGAGACUCGCCGUUCUACCCUGGAAAAACCACAUAUGGAGGAGCUUCUGCAUUAAGAUCAGCUCGUUCACGCCCUGCUACUCCUUACCAGCCUCCAGUUAGGAGACAAAUAAAGGCAAAGCCAGCUGGAUCUCAACCCUGUGGAGUGACCAGUGCCACAGCCAGACGCAUCUUACAGUCUCUGGAGCGCAUGUCCAGUCCUCUUGCUGAUGCGAAGCGAAUUCCUUCUACAGUUUCAUCGCCUUUGUCGACAUCAUUAAAUCACUCAGACCUAGACGUUUCAAAUAUCCAAGCAAAGAGGAAAAGGCUGGAGCCGUCACUCCCACCUGUGCAGAAGUUGGUGGUUCCAGUAGUUUCUGCAGUGUCUGGUAACCGCUCAAUGUCAUUUAGACCAUCCCUCACCCCCGGUGGACUGAACAGAGGAGUUGACAAAACCAACAGAGAGACUCCUGUAAGACAAUCCACCCCAAUUUCAAGUUCAUCUCAACCCCCCCUUCCCAGCAAAAACAGUUUGUCGUACCCCUUGUCCAGCACCCCAACAACCAGCAGCGUUGGUUCAGGAGGGGGCAAAAUGAAAAGGGAGAGGGCCAUCAGACCUUCCUCCAAACGACCUGAGGAUGAGGUGGCUGAAGAACCUGACUUGCCUCCUGCCUCUCUCCCCAGCAAUUUCACUUUGCCCAAAUUUAGUUUCUCUUCUCCUCCCCCUACCUCCUCGCAGAGCUCUGGGACAACACCACUAACAACAGUCUCUGAAGUGCCAGCUGCUCCAUCCACACCACCAUCUGUCCCCUUCACAUUUUCUUCACCUAUCGUCAAGGCAACAGCUGCCAGCCCUCCAUCUUUUUCUCCAUCGUCUGGAUUCACCUUCAGUGCACCUACUAUAAAAACAAGCCUGUCUUACUCUAACGGGAAAAUCGCCCCAGCAGUAGAACCAGUAAAAUCAGCUGUCAUUGAAGAAAAGGAGUUUGAAGGACCCUUCAAGCCUGCGAAGGUCUUAAAACAGGGCAGUGUGUUGGACAUACUUAAGGGACCUGGAUUUGCAUCCCCUAGUCAGAGCGUAGCUGAUAAACCCUUACCGACUGCUUCAUUGACACAGAGUUCAACCUCAGCUCCUCUUUCUGGUUUUGGUGACAAGUUUAAGGCACCUGUAGGCUCAUGGAGCUGUGGCACUUGCCUGGUACAAAACAAGUCAUCAGAUAAAAAAUGCGUAGCUUGUCAAUCAUCACAACCCAACACAGACUCUAAAUCAGACAGUAAACCUGCAGAUGCCACGACGAGCCUCAGUUCCCUCUUUGCCCCUCCGGCUGGUAGCUGGGAUUGUGACACAUGUCUGGUCAGGAACAAACCAGAUGUUGUUAAAUGUGUAGCUUGUGACACGGCCAAACCUGGGACUAGUGUUAAAUCCAGCAUGAAGUUGCCUCCUCUGGCUGAGGUCUCAUCUGGCCUUUCUGCUGCUUCCUUUGCCUCUUCUACAACCACCACCACCACUUCGACAGGGACUGGACUGUUAGGUUUUGGGGACAAAUUUAAGAAGCCAGAGGGAUCUUGGGAUUGCGACGUGUGCAUGGUUCAGAACAAGGCACAGGAUGUGAAAUGUGUAGCCUGUCAGAGUGCUAAACCAGGAGCUGUAGCUGCAGCAGUCCCAACCCCUCCACCUGCAAGCACGCCUGCACCUUUGUUAGGAUUCGGAGACAAAUUCAAGAAACCUGAGGGGAGCUGGGAGUGUGAAGUGUGCUGUGUUCAAAAUAAGGCUGUGGACCAGACAUGUUUGGCCUGCCAGUCAGCAAAACCAGGAGCUAAAAUAGAGUCGAAAGGUUUAAGUUCAUCUUUUGGCAUUCAAUCCAACAGUACAGACUCAAGCUCGUCUGGUUUUAAGUUUGGUACAGGCUCUACGAACUCGACCUCUGCUGGACUGAAAUUUGGGGGCACUUUCUCAGAUUCUUCCUCUUCCUCCUCGGGUGGAUUUAAAUUUGGCUCUUCUGACUCCACCUCAAAUUCGACGGGCUUUAAAUUUGGAGGCUCUUUCUCAGAUGCCACUUCAGGUGGAAUCAAACUCGGUAGCAACUCGUCAGAAACCACAACAAGCACAUCAGGUGGAUUUAAGUUUGGUGGUUCUUUGAUCACAACUCCCGCAUCUGCGAGUGAAGAGAAAAAGACUGAAUCUCAGGAUUCCAAUACAGGAUUUAAAUUCGGAGGUGCUGGUGGAAUCUCAUUUGGCUCUCAAGCUGCUAGCUCUGAAAACUCUACCUUCUCAUUUGGUGCUAAACCUGUAGAGAAGGGAAGCUCCAAUUCAUUGUUUACAUUUUCAGUACCCCAGUCCAAAGUAGAGAAAGAUGAUGCUCCUGCUCCCUCCGAAACUGUUUCGACCACCACAACGUCUUUGGCAGCAAACACGAUCCCUGUUUUUGGCAAACCAUUGGUAGUUGAAUCUAAACCAGCUGCCCCAAAAUUUGGGGAGUCUGCAACAACAGUGCCAACGCAAGUGUCGUCUAGCUUCGCUUUUGGAAAACCAGAAGAGAAAAAGGAUACCUCUGUGCCCUCUGGUGCGCUGUUAUUCAGUGCAGUCAAUGAAGCGGAGAAAUCAACACCAUCAUUGGGCUUUGCUUUUGGCAAGCAAGACCCUCCGAAAGAUCUCCCCAAUCCUUCUUUCACAUUUGGUAAACCUGCCGAAACAACAGCGGAACCUCCAAAGCCAUCAUUUACUUUUGGGCAGAGUAUAGCAGAUAUAUCUGCUCCAAAGCCGACGCUUAACUUCAUGGCCAACUCCUCAAGCACCUCUACUUCCUCCAGCUCCACCCCCAAUCUUUUUGGCACUCCCACUACCACCUCCCUGGCCCCCGCCCCUGCUCCAACCAGUACCUUUUUAUUUGGCCAGAGUUCCUCUUCUGAAGCCACCUCAACAAAACCGUUUUUAUUUGGCCAGCAGCAGCAGGACACCCAACCAGCGGCUCCCACAGCACCUGCUGCCGCACCCGCCCCAGCACAACCUUUCCAGUUCGGCCAGAGUUCAAAUGCUCCUGGUUUCUCAUUUGGUGGUGCCGCUGCUUCCACGCCGGCCUCUGCAGCUCCUGCUCCCUCUGCCAACCCAUCCCCAUUUGUUUUCAGUUCUGCUGCACCUUCUUCUGGCUUUGGCUCCGGACAGACACCCAUCUUCGGACAAGGUGCUCCUGCUUUCGGGUCGGCUGCACCUUCGUUCUCGGCCACAGCUUCCCCAGCCCCUGCAUUCGGAGCCAAACCAAGUUCUACCCCAGUGUUCGGCCAGCAACCCAAUCCUGCACCUACAUUUGGAUCUGCUGCUGCCUCUACAGGCCAAGGAGGGUUCCAGUUUGGAAGCACCAGUGGUUUCGGGGCAUCAGCAAACAGCACCGGUGUGUUUGCCUUUGGGGCUGGAUCAGCAGCUCCAUCAACUCCUGCAGCCACUCCUGCCAUGCCUGCUGUAAAUGCUCCCUCCGGUGGAGGCUUCAACUUCGGCCAGAGCCCCGCAUUUAACAUUGGGUCAACAAAGAGCUUCACGACGACACCGUCUGCGCCGAAUUCAAUUGCUGGACGCAAAAUCAAAACUGCUGUUCGACGCAGGAAGUAAAAGUUGGAAUGGAUUUUUAUGCCUCGGGCAUGGACUGCCUGUUUUUCGACAAACACUGAAGUACUUAGUAUUUUGAGCAUGGCGCUGUGAUUCGCUCAUAGUGCCAGAAAUUUUGUUUUGCUUUGGAGGUCAUUGAUUAACUGAAUGAUGAACACUGGCCUAAACAAAGAACCUAACCAAGACUUCAAGAUGCAAAAUAACGCAUUACAAUCAAGCAAGAACUUUUAAAACAGGAUAGUAAUCAUUUGCAUCAUCUGCAUUGUGUGCAGGAUUUGCUAUUUUCUUUCGUAAGUAAAACAAAGAAACGAGAAUUUAAAGAGUUGCUCUGACGAUAACGUAUCAGCGAGUUGCUAGCGAUUGGUUUACUUAAUAUGGCGAAGACUGAUCUGGUUGCUGAAUCUACAGAGGAGUGUGCUGUAUCUGUGUAUUGAAUGAUUUGUGUGUUUUCCUGUGCACAGGUUGUGUGCGUAUGUGUGGUUUCAGUGUACGUGCCGAAUUGUGUUUGAUGUAAAAAGCGUAGCCUGUGCGCCUGAAUGCUGUCUGUUAUGUGAGAAGCAAAAUGAAUGUGUUUUAAGUAGGUGGGGUUAUGGCGAGGGCCACACCCCUCCACUGCAGAGAUUUGCAGGUAAGGAAGAUAAAGGAAAAGUCUUGAGUUUUUUCCUCUCCUUAGAUCCUCUCUAUAGUUCCAAAUUAGUUCAUGUUCAUCUUGUAUACUACUUUAUUUUCUUAUAUACACCCUCUUUGGUGUCCCUACCAUACCAACCUCUCUUCCUCUAUCUAUCUAUCUUUCUCUCUCUCUCUCUCAAUUCUUUUUUUUGUCCUCUCAUGUUUCAAUUUGCGCUUCUGAAUCAAUUAAUUGGCCUUUGACUAUUAUUAAAAAUAUGUAAAUAGUGACUUUUUUUAAUCUGUGAAGUUUUGUGUGUUAAACCAGCUUUUUUUGUUCAGUGUUCUGUCUUUUAGAAAUUAUUAUGUAAAGCCCUUAAUUCAAAGUUGCCCAAAUCCAUUUUAAAGUAAACUUAAAUGCAAAUUGGGGGUCCUUUGAAGACUAAAUGAUUAUUGGCUUUUCUGAUCCACUUUUGUUUGGACCAAAACCAGUAUUGUAAAAAGUGUUAAGUAUAUAUUUUUCUAUAACUUGUUUAAAUGGACUAGGGUGACUUUGGAUAAUAAGGACAGCUACUUAAUUUUAAAGCCAUGAUAUUAAUAUUGGCUGAGUGAUAAAUAAAACUAUGGGUAAUUACCAUCAAUAAAC
Messenger RNA from Paramisgurnus dabryanus, 5619 nucleotides. Its product is annotated as nuclear pore complex protein Nup153-like. Gene Ontology annotation, biological process: protein import into nucleus; RNA export from nucleus. Gene Ontology annotation, cellular component: nuclear pore. NCBI's taxonomy places the organism in Eukaryota, Metazoa, Chordata, Actinopteri, Cypriniformes, Cobitidae. The record is from RefSeq and is a predicted model, not a curated record. Gene Ontology annotation, molecular function: structural constituent of nuclear pore.